Messenger RNA from Cataglyphis hispanica, 2460 nucleotides. RefSeq names its product actin-5C (gene Arp1). Bases 185 to 1315 code for a protein of 376 amino acids. Lineage: Eukaryota; Metazoa; Arthropoda; Insecta; Hymenoptera; Formicidae. The record is from RefSeq and is a predicted model, not a curated record. Gene Ontology annotation, biological process: mitotic cytokinesis. The transcript is spliced from 2 exons.
GAUACCGGCUUACGGUUGUCGUACGGCUACGAUCUCGCUCGCAUCGGCUCCACGUUCGCGGUGCUAGUUCAUUUAGUGUUCGUUCUCCGUUGCCGCUCCAUCGAGAUUCGCUCUCCGAUCGAGAAUUUCGAUCACGUUUAACUGCGCGUCGAAAGAGAGAGACAGAUAAAUCAAGAGAAGAAACAUGUGCGACGAGGAAGUUGCCGCGCUCGUAGUCGACAAUGGAUCCGGCAUGUGCAAGGCCGGUUUCGCCGGGGAUGACGCACCCCGUGCCGUCUUCCCGUCGAUCGUUGGCAGGCCACGCCAUCAGGGUGUCAUGGUCGGUAUGGGACAGAAGGACUCCUAUGUCGGUGAUGAGGCUCAAUCGAAGAGAGGUAUCUUAACGUUGAAGUAUCCGAUUGAGCACGGUAUUGUUACCAACUGGGACGACAUGGAGAAGAUCUGGCAUCACACGUUCUACAAUGAAUUGCGAGUAGCUCCGGAGGAGCAUCCGGUCCUUCUUACCGAGGCUCCCUUGAAUCCUAAAGCCAAUCGCGAGAAGAUGACUCAAAUCAUGUUCGAGACAUUCAAUACCCCAGCCAUGUACGUUGCGAUCCAAGCCGUAUUGUCGCUGUACGCCUCAGGUCGUACCACUGGUAUUGUACUGGAUUCUGGUGAUGGCGUCUCUCACACUGUACCGAUCUACGAAGGAUACGCCCUGCCGCACGCUAUCCUUCGCUUGGACUUGGCCGGUCGCGACUUGACCGAUUAUCUCAUGAAGAUUCUCACGGAGAGAGGCUACUCUUUUACGACUACGGCCGAGCGAGAAAUUGUCCGCGACAUCAAGGAGAAGCUCUGCUACGUCGCGUUGGACUUUGAACAGGAGAUGGCUACAGCGGCCUCUUCCUCCAGCUUGGAGAAGAGCUACGAACUUCCCGACGGUCAAGUUAUCACUAUCGGUAACGAGCGAUUCCGUUGCCCGGAGGCUCUCUUCCAACCCUCGUUCUUGGGUAUGGAAGCCUGCGGCAUUCACGAGACUACAUACAACUCGAUCAUGAAGUGCGACGUCGACAUUCGUAAAGAUCUGUACGCCAACACCGUUCUGUCCGGUGGUACCACCAUGUAUCCUGGCAUAGCCGACAGAAUGCAGAAGGAGAUCACUGCCUUAGCCCCGUCUACCAUGAAGAUCAAGAUCAUUGCCCCGCCUGAGAGGAAAUACUCCGUAUGGAUCGGUGGAUCGAUUCUCGCAUCGCUUUCUACCUUCCAACAGAUGUGGAUUUCGAAGCAGGAAUACGACGAAUCCGGACCCUCCAUUGUCCACAGGAAGUGCUUCUAAGCGCGCUUUUUCCAUCGCAUAUUAUCAUUCCCCGAUCCCUAAACUUGGAGAAGAGAUAAAGAAGAGAGAGAGAGAGGGAGAGGAAAAGAGAGAGAGAGAGAGAGAGAGAGGGGCUUCUGAUUCGUUUCGCAGGCGGACGUAACAUCAACUUCCGCGACGAUUGCCCAUUGGUUUUUCCGGGGCGAAGGUAGCUUCUUUCAAUUCGGAUGUACGUGUUUAAGAUACGCAUGUUAACGAUUAAACGAGAGGAGAAGAGGAGCUUUCGACAUCUCCUCCCCGCGACGCGUGUUCCUCGGUCUCGGCGGCGAUCCAAAAUAAACCUGCGGUUCGUUCUUGCUCUUGUUUAAACGCGAUCAUUUUUUUCAUCGUUUCUCAUCGAUUCAAUAUAACGAUCUUAAACAUGUGCCCCGAUUCCUAAAUACCUUUUUCUACCUUAUCUUAUAAUCGAGUCCUUUGUAUUAUACAUUUGAAUAACUUGCGUCUACUACACGGUAUUUAGCCAAACAUUCCUCGCGAGACGUCCUUCUCUCAACGCGAGUAGAACGCUUCCUUUUCGUUAAACUCGUCGCUCCAUUGUACGCUUCGAUUGCCAUUUUUCUUCGAGGAUUCGAGCAAAAAGAACGUUCACGCGAAGAUAAACUCCGAGAUUUCUGUUUGCGGGAAAGAUCGUCGAUUGUUCUUCCCGCGGAAGGAGACGAUGGACAUAUGGCAAUCAACGUCGGUCAAUGCAUUCCGAUCAAUGUGCUGUAUUUUUAAGAGGCGCUUGCGUCAAAGCUAAUACACAAAACACGUUGUACGUCAUUCCGCGCGCAGAGAGAUAAGCCUCCGACUUCUUAUCUGUUUAUUAUUAUUAUUUUUUUUAAUUAUUAUUUGUCUAUCGUUGAGAGAAAAAGAUGGCCUUUUCUGUCUUCUUUCUUUCUUUCUUUUUUUUUUUACACGGUGGGGUAAACCGCAGAUCUGGAAAUGUCCUACGAACGUUCGCUCAAAUAAAUGGAAAAAAUGAAAGACACCACCACGGUUUCGACCCCGUAAGCGUAGCCAAAGUAUUAUAAUUUAUUCCCAUUGUAUUGCGCAAGACCAUUCACGUACACAUCCUAAAGACUACUUUAGACUUAUGGGAUUAUAAAAUAAAAGUCUGAAAAAUA